Messenger RNA from Acanthaster planci (crown-of-thorns starfish), 4834 nucleotides. RefSeq lists its product as uncharacterized. NCBI's taxonomy places the organism in Eukaryota, Metazoa, Echinodermata, Asteroidea, Valvatida, Acanthasteridae. Gene Ontology annotation, biological process: netrin-activated signaling pathway. Gene Ontology annotation, molecular function: netrin receptor activity. Gene Ontology annotation, cellular component: membrane. The record is from RefSeq and is a predicted model, not a curated record.
CAACGCGAAAUCCCUUUUAAGCCCAUGUGAAUUACAUCUUUUCUGGAAAAGGCCCAUCGGGGGUAUGCGUGGUGUAGUACCGUUUAAUGUCCCGUUGUUAUCACUCAAAUCUAAUAACUCCAGACGUCAAAGGUAUGAAUAUUAAUUUAACAACCAAAUAUGGCUAUAGACUUCUGCAUCCUGGUUUUAAGGAAAAGAAUGACCUGGAAAAGGCGGAUGCUAAGGUUCACACAAUGAAUGCACAUCUAUCUUUUUUGUUCAGUAAAUUCAUCUUUAAGAUGUGUGUGAGGCAGAUGCUUUUUUGGAGCUUGACUUCAGCUUUAAUGCGGGUUGCUAAGAGAUGAUUUUGGAAUCAAGAUGAAGCAACAAUAUAAAGAGGAAGUUAGUCUCCUGUGGAAUUUUUCCUACCACUGUGCUGAAACGGUUGCCUGAUCUUUGAGAGUUUGACGGAGCUGAACUCAGAGUCUUCGCCAAAUAAAUGUAAUAAUUGACUAGCGAUGCCACCACGAAAAAUCUUGGAUUGGCCCAUGGGCCCUUGGCGCUGCGUGUCAGGAGGGAUAAAUAGGAAAGGGCAAGAAAGCUCAGACUGGAAGAUUGCAGAUCCUGUGAGUAGACCACUGCUGUUAUCCAUCAAGGAAACGUGCAACGAUCAUCUAUGUGAGAGAAAGCCUCACUGUCACGAACUUGAAACUAAAUGGAAAAUGAAACAGAUGGAAAAGUGCAGCAAGAGGAUUUGUAAGAAUGCAGUACAUCAGCGGAGAUUAAUCAGAAGCAAGGAACAAGACGACCGAGAUAAAAUGACUAGAAGUGGCACAGGAAUAUUGCUCUUAGGUAUGGACUGGAUCCCUAGGCUCCAACUGACUCAUAAUGGAGUUAAUCAUGGCUCCAAAGUGAUUGAGGCGUGGCAGUUCAAGACAUCCCGUCCUACUCUACAUCUCCUUCAAAAUAUGGAAUGUUGUGAGGGUCCUCCACAUCAACGCAGCGUCUCAAACGGGGUUUCUUUCAUCCAAUGGAUUCAGCAGGGAUUUAAUAAGCGGUCUAGUUGAUGUGCCCAUCGAUUUUGAGAACAGAGAGCCUGGCUGGCCCACCACUCCCACUGCAUCAACAGUUGCUAUACAGUCUUUGUCUGUACCUACCUAGGCGUUCAGCAAGAUUUCUGCAUGAGAUCACAGGCUCUGCUCGUCUCCAUGAACAGCGGGGAACUUAAGCCUUUCUCCUACAUCUCUUCUGGGCAAGGAAUAUUCUCCAAGCCAAAAGAUCUCAAAUGUGAUGUAGAUGAAAGAGCUCGCAAGGAUCCAAGCAUGCGGUGCAAAUACCGCCAGACCCUCGAAGACUCCAAGAAACAAGUACCGCUCGAAACCACCAAACGAAAUAAAGGGAGAAUCUUGGGUAAAAUAAGUCACCGCAAGAAGACGAAAAACCAACCAACUGCGGUGCCGAGCCCCAAUGAAUACCUGGCAUUUGAGUCUAGCAAGGAACUUCCUCAGGCAAACGGAGAACACUUGUAUGAGACUGCUUGCAAUUUGGAAUACACUAAUGAUGAAGACACACACAAGCAAGAAAAGAGACAGGCGAUCGUUAGGAUCCCUGGACGAUCUUCCUACGAAGCACUUUCCCUGCCCCAAUCCCCCCACCUCCAUCAAAAGAGAACCCCAGAAAGACGGACACCCGAGCACAAUCACAAAGUCUCAUGCAAGAUCCAACCCAAGCUGGAGAGUUUGUCCGAAGACGCAGAGGCCGGUCAAUGCAUCUACGAUGAUGUCAUCUACGACGAUGGCAUCUACGAAGACGUAAUCUGUCCAUCGUUUGAUUCUAAUGAUCUGUGCACCAACAGCAACCUGUCCUUAAACUCAUCUCUUGACGAAGGGAAGGCUAACAGUAGAGGCUUGUUAUCGAAAAAGCAAUCGUCUUACAGCAGCAUUACACCGUCGAAUUCCAUCAAUAAAUACACGUCCAACGACGAAGAUGCCCGAUACUCAACGACAACUGCCUCACUCUCUAAGUACAUACCAGCCACUUCCAAAACGCAAAAGCCUCCGAAACCUGCACCACGCACUUCGCUCAAGUCUAUUACUUUACGCACAUCUCAGGACAACUGUCUACCUAGAUCCCGCGAACUCCCUGAGAUCCAAGUUCUUCUUGAUGAAGCCUGGGAGAAGCUCACAACCUCCGACAGCCACAACUCAUCUACAGUGGCUGUAACCAACGCUGACUUUACGGCGCGACUUCUAGACAGCAACGGCGGUCGACUGCAGCUUCAAUAUCACGGGGUGACCCUCGAUAUCCCGCCUGGUGCUCUCGAGGCCCGGCGGAUGGUGUAUAUACAUGUUCAGCGUAGCUUGGAGCUCUCACCGACCGGGAUUGAUGGCUUCGCUAGCCCCCUCGUCCACUGUGGAACUUCUGGUCUGAAGUUCAAGAAACCUGUCAUGCUCACUUUCCCCGUACACCUUGAAGACUCGUCGGCAUGGGAAGUGAGGGGAGUGCGCACCAAAGACUCUCUUGACGCACCUUGGGAAGACAUUUCUGAGAGCCCUCAUGAGUCCUUGGUUACAGUAAAAGACCAGAUGUGUACGAUGGUUGUUGAUCACUUCACAGGUUUUGGGCUGGUUGUGCAACCCAAGCCACUCCGCGGUGCAUCCGGGGAAAGUGGGACGACUCAAGGUAUCGAAUGCCUACCACUCAGAGUGGGUGUGUUCCUACCCAGCAACCGACUGACAAGGUCAGGUCACCUACAACUCAGAGUUCGCAUUUGGGAUAGGUCACAAGAAACGACACAGCAAGUAGAGGAGGCAGAGGCGGACAGCAAGGUCAUAGACCGAAAGUGCACACUCUUCCUGCGAACUACCAGUGAAGGACCUGGUCGCCGGCAACGAGGCUUAGACGUUGUGGUUCAGAUCCGUGGACUGAAUUUCGAGUUAUGGGAACCAGAUCCAAUGGAUCAGACAAUUCCUUACGAGAACUUCCAGCCCGAUCCCGAGGGACGCGUAGAUGUGUCUGUAACUUUCAACCUGAAGUUACAUAGUCUGGGCGGUGAGGGCGGAAUUCACCCGCUACAGUGCGAUUUCUGCAUCGGACAACGGGCGCAUAGAAAUCUAUUUCAGACCAUCCGAGCUGUUGUUGACAUAUUCAACGGCGAAAUGCGCUCUGAGACACAAAUCAACAGGUUCCCAAAUCCCAUGUCCACAUCGGGGUUCCAAGAAUUAUGCAACUAUCUCGAAGUUGAGAGACGAUGGAAACUACUUGCUGACUUAUUCUUCGGCCAGUCAGAAGGUCGUACGUUCGAGAAGUGGCCAUUUCCUUCGGCGGUGUUGCUAAAUGUCAUCUUUUCUCGAUCAGCAACACUCGAGCACCUGCAUGAUAUGCUCCUCGAAUGUAGGCUGUUGGGAGCAGCGAAUAUCGUCCAGGAUGAGAUGGCAAGUCCGGAGGGGCUUGGGGGACACCUCGAGGCAAUCCACAUCAGAGGGAGACCCAGUAGGCCCCAGCUGUCAAAUCCUGUGCAAUGCAGCGACGACGAUCGUCUGCAUCGUUUCGGACAGGACGAGAACUUUUACGAAGAGGUAAUGACUUCAAAUGGCAGAAGACCAGUGGCAACAGAGAGCGAAUGGCCUCCCGGCUCUCCUGGGGAUCUGAGAUCGUCAGAUUCCCACAACGAGAUGGCUGCCACGGGAGCACAGGGUUUAGAACAUUCUGACAGUGAGAGAACCGGGUCGACACUGGGCCACCCGGCAAGCCGAUUUCUGGGUUUCGAGAUCCAACAUACCUCUCAGCAGAAUGUCUAUGAGGAAUGCAGAAUAAGGGACAACAACGAUGUUGAGAGAACAGAAAAUGACCAUUAUAUGAACUUGGACAUAGUGAGAAGAAAAGCGUCACUACCCAAAGGCUACGUUAAAUUUUCUAAGUAGCUAUACUAUCAGCACGUUUUAAAGAUAACUGUACAAAAAAUAUUUUUUAUAACCAGGACUAAAUGAGAGACAAAACAAAAAGACAACAAGCAGCAUACAACGCGCCCCCCCCCGCAAAAGGGAAACUGGCCAAAUGUUAUCAUGAAUUAAGAGGCCUCCAGAGAACUGCAUUUUUUUGUAACCAAAAUACAAGUCAGUGCCUUUCUCUGCAACAUUUAUUAUAAUUGCUGUGCAAUGUGCAAGUUAAUCAUUUCAAAUACGAAUAACAUGAGAGAGUCAUGUUAAGUACACGAAAGCUGAGUCGGUUUUGAAGCUAGUAAAAUAUAUAAGUCUGUAUUUUCAGUUUGUUUUAAAUUAAGCCUACUAAUUGUAAAAGAUUUGAAAGAUUAAAAGUUGAUGUAGUUACUGAAAUUUGGUAUUAAAAGUGACAUUAUUACAAAUGGUAAGAUAACUAUUGACAAUGUAACCAAAAUAUUGAGAUAAAAAAUAUGUCAUAUCUGAAAGAACACUCAUCAUGUAAGUAAUCAUGCAUGUAAAUAAGAAAAACGUUGAUAGAUCACGUUAAUGCAUCCCACCAGCAAAAAUGUACAAACGAGCGAUUAAACACAAUGUCCAAUUUCCAAGACACAUUUACAAUAAUUCCAAAUUAACAUUUUGUUUCAUCAUGCUCUAGAUUCCGACCGUUCGGCCAAGUACAAGAAGAGAAAAAUACUGAAGAGUAGGCCUAGUAUAAGAAAACUGUAAUUUAGGUCGUUGACCGCUGAUUACUUCUGUUUGUUAAUCUAUAAUUUACGAGUAAAAAUAUGGUGUAACGGGACAAACUUGAUAUAUCUGACAUUUUAUAAGACAAUUUUGAUAUAUAAACCGUCUCACAGAUGAACUUACAAUGACCUUGUGAAUGUUGAUAAAUACAUGCAUUGCAUAAAUCAGAA